Messenger RNA from Pleurotus ostreatus (oyster mushroom), 1062 nucleotides. RefSeq lists its product as uncharacterized. Gene Ontology annotation, molecular function: GTP binding. The coding region runs from base 1 to 1062 and encodes 353 amino acids. The record is from RefSeq and is a predicted model, not a curated record. The transcript has 6 exons. Lineage: Eukaryota; Fungi; Basidiomycota; Agaricomycetes; Agaricales; Pleurotaceae.
AUGGACCACGACAAUAAUCAUGAGUAUGGGAUUCUUAGCCCUUGGCUUGACCAGCACAUUGUUGAUGUAACUCGUAGUGCUCGGGCAGACCACCGUCCCAAAGGCUUGCUCAGUCGGAUAAAGGCACGAAAAAUGGGUCACGGUAAUGUCCUCCCAGUGACCACCGACGAGCUUGACCAGAAAGAUAUCAUUAUCGCGGUGAUGGGCCCAACGGGGGCGGGGAAGAGUUCGUUCAUCAACACUGCGACUGGAAACAAGACGGGUGUGGGUCACGAACUUGAGUCAUAUACCUCGAGUAUCCAGAUCAUAAAGUUCCGAUCCCUCGAAAUCAGUAUGCAGGACAUUAUCUUCGUUGACACGCCGGGCUUCGACGAUACCCACAAAUCAGACAUCGAAAUACUCACAAUGGUUGCCGAUUGGUUGAAAAUCACAUACGAACGCAACGUCAAGCUAGCAGGUAUCCUUUACUUCCAUCGCAUUUCCGACAACCGGAUGGCAGGAACCCCUCUCAAAAAUCUCCAUAUGUUUGAGAAGCUCUGUGGGAAGAACGCCCUCAAAAACAUCAUCCUAACAACGACGAUGUGGGACGAAGUCGAAGGAAAGACGGGCGAGCAACGGGAGGAGGAGCUAAAGAAGCAUUACUGGAAGUCCAUGAUUAGCCAGGGCUCCACGGCGAUGCGGUUCGAAAAUACUGAGCAGUCAGCUUGGAACAUCAUCGAUGCUAUUGUAAACACUCAUAACGAACGAUACGCCGUCGAGCUGCAGGAAGAGCUAGUGGACAUGAAGCAGGGCCUUCCGGAGACAAAAGCCGGACAAGAGCUCUAUGGCAAGCUUCAGGCGCUCGUCACCCGCCAGCACGAUACGCUACAGAAGAUACGGGCGUCGAUGAAACGUCACGACGAUGAAACGGUUCUCAACGCGUUGAGGGAGGAGUACGAGGAUCUUCGCAAGCAGGGUGAGGUGACUAUCCGCGACAUGGAAGCGUUGAGGAUCCCAAUCGGGAAACGUCUCCUUCGAUUCCUUACUUCUCGACUGGGUUUCCUGACAUUCAAGAGGCGAUAG